UUGCAUUAGAUUACAUCACAUUACAUUACUUACACACACACACAGCACACAAGGAAAAUCAAACAAAACCAUGUUCAACGCUGUGCGACAUUUUUUUUGCUUUUCACAUCGAGACCGCUGGCCAUGCUUUUCUUGAGACCUUGGACACUUUGCUGUUUGGCCCAGAGUCAGCCAAGAAUCGUAGGCUCAGGGGUUGAAAUGGAAGCAGUGCCCGAAUGGGGCACAGCCAACCAGUCCUAUGGCAUUGGUUAUCAUGACCAUGCCCGACGGAGCGCGGCCGAAACGCAGCCUAUUGCAGGGCUUUCUGCCUUUGAAGCUGCGUAUGCGCAGGCCGCCAAUGACUUCCCGCGUUUCGAGCGGCAGAUGAUCAAGAGCAUUUUCGACAAGGACGUCCUGGCCGGGACCAAGAAGCCUCACCCCGAGCUCCUGAAAAGGUAUCCGAAUCGUGAGAUACCUCAUGAGGACGAUCCGUAUGCUCGCACGCUUCGGACACCGAGCAACCAAUCCACGCGCUCCAGGCAGUCGGAGGCCAGUAGACGGUCUCAGGGAAGCAGGAGGAGUGCCCCCUCUGUGGCGGGCUCUUCGAUUGCCUCGUCGGUGCUGACCGCGCCACCUAGCGGCUACUACCGCCAGCUGCGGACGCCAAACCUGAUGUAUUUGACGUCAAAUAGUAGCAUCGGCGCUGGUGGGAGAGUGGUGGCCGAGCCACAGCCAGGGAGAGAAGUUUGGAUGGCUGGACGAGGAGGCGGUCAGCAGUCCUCCUUCGACAGUUGCUUGGUCUACAAAGGCAGCCAAGUCCCCUGGUGCGACCAAAGCAAGUGAGAUUGCAUGUCAACAUGUUUCUGAGCAUGACAUCCAAGUGCCGCACCAAAUGUUGGAGUAAAUCCAGUGAACACAGGAUUUGCUGCUACUUAAAGCUCUUGUCGCUCUUUUGCUUCAGCCACUUCAGUUGGAACCGACAUGUUCAAACCACUCGACAUGUUCGCCUGAAAAAAGACAUGCUGGCGAACACGCUUCUGCACCGACACCCUCAAAUCGAGGAGUGCCCAUCGGUGGUUUCACCUGAUCUGCAGAUGUAGGAUGCAACAUAUUUGACUCAUCAAAAAAUGACCGGCAAACCAGACUAUUAUAUAGGUUGGAGGCC
This is a messenger RNA of Durusdinium trenchii, 1144 nucleotides long. The record is from the annotation of a GenBank genome assembly. Lineage: Eukaryota; Dinophyceae; Suessiales; Symbiodiniaceae.